ACACACUCUGCGAGGAGUGUGAAGUGAUCUUGAUAUCGACCUUGAAUAGCUUCGUCCAGCGUGGGGGUUGGGGGUUUGACGAUUGCUUACAGCACCGAGGAUGUCAUGGGAAGGCGAGUUGCAACUGGCUAUCUCGGGCUCUCUAUCUUUCUUCUUCGUGGCAAAGAUAACACUUAUUCAGCUUGACUGUGCAGAUGCUUGACGGAAGUGUCUACGAUGAUGACAGGUUACCUCCGGUCGCAAAUGCUCGUGAGGGACUUAGAGCUAGCCAGGGUUGCUGUUUCACUUCAGCUGCGUUUAUAUCGCUUCACAGAGCGGCUGGAGGAGUCUCCCUGGUCACUUCGGAUCUCUGAUGUCGUCGUCAUGAAUAGGCUAUGGUUUGUGAGCUGGCCAAGGGAUAAUGGAGCAGUAUGGGAAAGCCCUGACUUGAUGGGGAGUGGACGAAGAUGCAGUAGGAGUCGCCAAAAUCGAGAGACAUUGUUCAGUUCAACGAGCGGUGUUCGUCGUAGAGGUAGGUUCAAUGAGAUUACGGAUGGAAUGACGAAGAGACAUGAGAAACACUUCCUGACCACCUUGGCAAGCCUACUUUGCAUAAUAAACCAAACUCAAGUUUUCAUGUGCUUGAAGCAAUCGCUCACAAAAGCCUUCUUACACCAGAAGACCCUCUAACAAGCGGAUCAGCUGCAUACAUAGUCAUCGCACAACAUUAACUCAAUUGCAGCAUUACCGCUAGGUA
Messenger RNA from Colletotrichum phormii, 736 nucleotides. RefSeq lists its product as uncharacterized. Lineage: Eukaryota; Fungi; Ascomycota; Sordariomycetes; Glomerellales; Glomerellaceae. The coding region runs from base 217 to 669 and encodes 150 amino acids. The transcript has a single exon. The record is from RefSeq and is a predicted model, not a curated record.